Conger conger (European conger) is the source of this 1044-nucleotide messenger RNA. RefSeq lists its product as uncharacterized. Gene Ontology annotation, cellular component: lipid droplet. The record is from RefSeq and is a predicted model, not a curated record. Gene Ontology annotation, molecular function: oxidoreductase activity, acting on the CH-OH group of donors, NAD or NADP as acceptor. The transcript is spliced from 6 exons. Lineage: Eukaryota; Metazoa; Chordata; Actinopteri; Anguilliformes; Congridae. The coding region runs from base 1 to 1044 and encodes 347 amino acids.
AUGCACAACCAACUAAUCCAAUGGUUUGAGAGGUUACUCCUCAACCUGUGGUUUCUGAAGGACUUUGUGGACCUGAUUAUUGCGGCCGCCUUUUAUUUCUUCGAAGCUGUCAUCCGACUGCUAGUCCGGGCGCCCAGGAAGGACGUGGAAGGGGAGAUCGUUCUAGUGACGGGAGCUGCCCACGGCGUUGGCAAGCGGAUCGCAGAGGAGAUGGGUCGGCUCGGCGCCACCCUGGUCCUCUGGGACGUGAACUGGGAGGCGCUGGAGAAAACGGCCAGGGAACUGAGGAGCACCCUUGACGUGCGCGUCUACGCCUAUGCCUGCGACUGCAGCAGACGCACGGAGGUCUACAAAGCUGCAGACCUGGUGAAGAGGGAGGUGGGGGACGUGUCCAUUCUCGUGAACAACGCGGGCGUGGUAACUGGAAAGUACUUUUUCACAGAAGCUCCAGACAAUCUGGUAGACAGAACACUGAGGGUCAAUGUGGCGGCCCAUUUCUGGACCUACAAAGCUUUUCUCCCAGCUAUGGUCUCCCGCAACCACGGCCAUCUUGUGUGUGUGGCCUGCCAUGGAGGACUUCUCGCCAUGAAUGGUUUGGCAGAUUAUUGUGCGAGCAAGUAUGCAGCUGUAGGUUUUGCAGAAUCUAUUGCCUUGGAGCUUCUCGUCCUUAAAAGAGAGGGUGUCAAAACAACCAUUGUGUGCCCUUUCUUGAUAAAUACAACAAUGUUUGGAGGGUGCCAGACAAAGUGGCCUUCGUUUCUGCCGAUAAUAGACCAGAAAGACGCCGCCAAGCGGAUUGUGGAUGCCAUUCUGCGGGAGAAGAUGUACUUACUAUUGCCCUGCAGCUUGUACUUCCUGGUGGCCUUGAAAAGUUUCAUGCCAGCUAAAUUGGGGAUAAUCUUUGUCAACUUCUUUGGUGGGCUGGAUCUGAUGGACCAAUUCAGAGGAACUCCGGUGCCAUUUAUCACCUACAAAAAGCCACAACGGCAGAGGGACAACAGCUCCAUUGGGGAGCCACAAAAUGUUCUAAUGGAAUACAACUGA